AUGUUCGCAACACUGAAUAUACUCGCCUUGCUCGCUAUGUAAUUUCUCGUUUGAUUAGCGAAUCCGCUGUCACACCCCAUCGCCUUAAAUCCCCUAACGCCGACCGGGCAAAUAAUCGGUGGAACGGACGCGAAGAUCGAGGAAGUGCCGCAUCAAGUGUCCCUCCAGAGUUCCGGUUUUGGAUUCUGCGGUGGUAGCAUCAUCUCGAAGGAAUGGGUGGUCACAGCUGGCCACUGCAUGGUUUACCCAGCCGAAUGGAUCACCGUACGGGCAGGAACAGCGACCAAGUCGUCUGGCGGAAGCCUUCACGAGGUGGCAGAGGUAAUCGUCCACGAGAAGUACGUAACGAAUUAUCACGGAGUGCCCGAGAACGACGUGGCCGUGAUGCGAAUGAAGACCCCCUUCAAAUUGGACAAGACACGCCGACCCGUCGAGCUGUUCAAGCAAGACGAAGAAUCUAUCGCGGGAAUUAGCGCAGUUAUCACCGGAUGGGGCGCAACCAGGGAAGGAGGUAAUACCGCCAGCGUUCUCAAGAAGGUCGACGUACCCAUCGUGUCCAAGAAGUCCUGCAACGACGCUUACAAGUCGUACGGAGGACUUCCCAAGGGACAAAUUUGCGCGGCAGUGCCCGAAGGAGGCAAAGACGCUUGCCAAGGAGAUUCCGGCGGUCCCUUGACCAUCGGAGGACGUCUCGCCGGACUCGUCUCGUGGGGUUACGGUUGCGCCAGAGCUGGAUACCCUGGCGUACACACCGAAGUCGCUGCUUUCAGCAAAUGGAUCACCUCUAAGACAGGAGUGAAAUUUACGAGUGGACUGGGUCUGCCUGACGUAGAUCGAAUCAUCGAUGGAGCGUUUAUCGAUAUCACGAACGUUUCGUAUAUGUUGUCGUACAUGGUAAACGGUGAUCAUGCUUGCGGCGGUGCUAUCGUCAACGAAGAAUGGGGAUUAACGGCUGCUCAUUGUGUAAUGCCGUUUCUCCAUAAUCCGGACUAUUCGAUAAGCGUACGUACCGGAUCUAAUAGACACGACAGCGGUGGGAUUGUUCAUAAUGUGACGACACUCGUUCCCCAUGAAAAAUACAGCGAGCUCAAUAACGAUUACGACAUCGCGGUAUUCAAGGUGCAUCCACCGUUCGUCUUUAACAACGUCACACAACCCGUCAACGUACCGGAAUCCGGUGAAAAUGUCGACACAAAUUGGGGCUUGAUCGCUGGCUGGGGUUACUUCAUCGACUUCGAUCCAAUAUUAUCGGAAGAUCUACAAUACGUAAUCCUGCCAAAAGUGAAUCGAGCGACGUGUGCGGAAGAUUACGAGGGCAGAUACGAUCUAACAGAGCAUCAAAUUUGUUACGGAUUUUCACAAGGAGGGAAAGACGCGUGCAAGGGUGAUUCCGGCGGUCCCUUGGUUAACAAUUUCACCGUUAUCGGUAUAACUUCGUGGGGCGCGGAUUGUGGUGAACAAAACUCGCCUGGUGUCUAUACCGACGUCAUUGCUCUAACAGAAUGGAUUAAGAAUAAAACUAUGUCGACCGUCGACUAG
This is a messenger RNA of Habropoda laboriosa, 1539 nucleotides long. RefSeq names its product trypsin-7-like. The transcript has 7 exons. Gene Ontology annotation, molecular function: serine-type endopeptidase activity. The record is from RefSeq and is a predicted model, not a curated record. Gene Ontology annotation, biological process: proteolysis. Lineage: Eukaryota; Metazoa; Arthropoda; Insecta; Hymenoptera; Apidae.